Felis catus (domestic cat) is the source of this 906-nucleotide messenger RNA. Its product is annotated as olfactory receptor 13H1-like. Gene Ontology annotation, molecular function: olfactory receptor activity. The record is from RefSeq and is a predicted model, not a curated record. Lineage: Eukaryota; Metazoa; Chordata; Mammalia; Carnivora; Felidae. Gene Ontology annotation, biological process: G protein-coupled receptor signaling pathway. Gene Ontology annotation, cellular component: membrane. The transcript has 4 exons. The coding region runs from base 1 to 906 and encodes 301 amino acids.
AUGGCUCUUACCAAGUGCCUGUUGCCGGCAGUGCCUUUGGUCACCCAGGGAGUCUCAUCACCUCUGCUGCAAGAGGAGAUUAGACUGUUUUGGCAAAUGGUUGUCAAUGUGUCCGGUGUAAGUACCUCUAAUGGGGAUCUAACACAGUCCAAACAACUUAACCUCACAAGGUUCCAUAAGACAGGAAAACGAAGAGAACCUUGUGAUGGGAUUCUCAACUUCAUAUCCCCAUGUAUUUUUUUCCUCAGUAAUUUAUCCUUCCUUGAUAUCUGUUACUCCACCAGCUGGGAACCAUAUGUCUUGGCCCAAUGCUUCAGGGACUUCCCCAUUAUUUUCUAUACCAGCUGUUAUGCCCAGAUGACCACAUCCCUCUUUCCAGGGAUGACAGAAUGUCUCUUCCAUGCUGUCAUGGUUUAUGACAGGUUUGUUGCAAUCUCCAAUCCCCUGCAUUACACCACCAUUAUGAAUAAUGAAGUUUGCGUACAGUUGGCCUUGGGAACCUGGGCAAGUGCAUUCUUAGUAGCAGUCUUACCAUUCAUUGCAAUUCCUGCUUGUUAUUAUGGACAGAAUGCCAUCAGCCAUUUUACCUGUGAGAUCCAGGCCCCGCUGAAGCUCAUCUGCUCAGACACUCCUGUCAGUCUGAUUCUGGGUCUGGUUAUCAGUGUGUUCAUAUUGACCUUGCCUUUCACUAUCAUCCUUAUUUCCUACUUCCACAUUGUGGUUAUCGUGCUGAGGAUCCAUUCUGUAGAGGCCAGCCUCAAAUCUUUCUUCAUCUGUGGACCUUAUCUAACUGUGGUCAACAUAUUUAAUGGUAGAGCCAUCUACAUGUACCUGAAACCUCAAAGAAAUCUCAGGAAGAGGACAAAUUCAGUGUACGACGAGAAGCCUCAGAACCCCAUUUGCUAG